Molecule: messenger RNA, 2217 nt
Organism: Taeniopygia guttata (zebra finch)
Lineage: Eukaryota; Metazoa; Chordata; Aves; Passeriformes; Estrildidae
Source: RefSeq, a predicted model, not a curated record
AUGGGGUUUUCGGCUGCAGCGCGCGGGGAAACGCGCGGCCAAAGUUCGGUUCAGGGCGCGCCUGGAGGAGCUGCUGCUGGAGGGGGGGGGCGGCUGCCCCGCAGGUGGCAGCCGGGCAUCCAGAACCCGCAGCGGGGGAUGGUGGUCUGGGUGGUGCCCGAGACCCUCGAGGUGGUCGUGACCCUGUACCGGGACCCCCAGGCCACCACCUUCGAUGACAAAAUCUGGAACUUCCUCGUGGUCAACGAGUCGCGGGGGCGGCGCUCGGUGGUGGCCGCGGCCCCGCUGGAGUUGGGGCGCCUGGCGGGGGUUGGGGACACCCCCGUGUCACUGUCCCUGCGCCCCCGCAGCCGCAAAGUGACAACGGCCACGCUGCGGCUGCGGCUGCGCGGGCUCGUCCUGCUGGAGGGACACCCCACGGACGAGGACAUGCGGAGUGUCACCAGCCUGAGCCCCUCCGGGGACGUGGCCGACCUGGGGGACUUCGAGAGUGACCCCGAGGACGAGGGGGGCGCCCCCCCCGCGCCCCCAGCGCCCCCCCCCAGCGGGGACCCCCCGAAUUUGGGGACCCGGAGGGACCCCCCGGAGCCGGGGGGGGACCCAGAGACCCCCCCCGAAAUCAGUGCCGACCCCCCCGGGGGUCGCGGGGCGCUCCUGGCCUGGUGCCGGGGGGUCACGGCCGGGUACCGGGGGGUCGCCGUCACCGAUUUCGGGGGGUCCUGGAGCAGCGGGUUGGGGUUCUGCGCCCUCCUGCACCGGCUGAGACCCCGAGAGAUCGACUUCGAUGCUCUGGACCCGCGGGACCCCCGGGGCAACAACAAACGGGCCUUCGACGCCUUCGCGGCCUUGGGGGUCCCGCGGCUCCUGGACCCCUCGGACAUGGAGACCCCCGACCCCCUGGGGGUCAUGACCUUCCUCAGCCAGGUCCGAGCGAUCCUGGGGACCCCCCCGGGGACCCCCCCGGACCCCCGGAGCGGCUCCAGCGAGGGGGGGCCCCGAGAGACCCCCCAGGACCCCCAGAACCCCCCGGAAACCCAAACCGGGACCCCCCCGGACCCCCAGAGUGACGUCAUUGAGGGGGGGCCCCAAACGACCCCUCCCGGGACCCCCCCGGACCCCCAAAUCAGCGUCACCGAGGGGGAGCCCCAAGAGCCCCCCCGGCACCCCCGGACCCCCCCAGAGACCCAAACCGAGACCCCCCCGGACCCCCAGAGUGAUAUCACCGAAGGGGGGCCCCAAACGACCCCUCCCGGGACCCCCCCGGAACUCCAAAUCGGCGUCAGCGAGGGAGGGGCCCAAGAGCCCCCCCAGACCCCCCCAGAGACCCAAACCGGGACCCCCAUGGACCCCCAAAUCAGCAUCAGUGAGGGGGGGCCCAAAUUAACCCCCCCGGGAUCCCCCAGGACCCCCAAAACUGUUUCAGCGAGGGGGGGCCCCAAGAGCCCCCCCAGGACCCCCGGACCCCCCCAGAGACUCAAACCGGGACCCCCCCGGACCCCCAAAUCAGCAUCACCCCCGGAGCCCCCCGAGGAGGAGAGCGGGGGACAGUGGGUGGUGGCCGAGCUGGUGGCCCUGGAGCAGGACCAGGCCCAGUUGGACGCUCAGGCCCCAGCGCUGGAGCGGGAACUGCGGGCGCUGAUGGACAGCGGCGCGGACCCCGCCCGCGAGGAGCGGCUGCUCCGGGAGUGGUUCUCGCUGGUGCAGCGCCGCAAUUUGCUGGUGCGGCGCCAGGACGAGCUGCAGCUGCUGGCGCAGGAGCGGGACCUGGAGCGGCGCUUUGAGCUGCUGAGCCGGGAGCUGCGGGGGCUGCUGGGGACAGAGGAGUGGCAGAAGCCGCCGGCGCAGCGGCAGCGCGAGCAGCUCUUACUGGAGGAACUGGUGGCACUGGUGAACCGGCGGGACCGGCUGGUGCGGGACCGGCACCGCCGCGAGUCCAGGAGGAGGAUGAGGAGCUGCGGAGGAGCCUCGAGCUGCGGCGGCGCCGCUGCGGCCGCAGGGAAACGUGUGGGAUCUGCUGAGGGACCCCCGGGACCCCCAAAACCCCACCGGGACAAACCCCGGGACCCCCAAAACCCCACCGGGACAAACCCCGGGAUCCCCAAAACCCCACCGGGACAAACCCCGGGACCCCCAAAACCUCCCCAGGACCCCCAAAACCUCCCCCGGACAAACCCCGGGACCCCCAAAACGGGAUUAAAGUGUGACCCCGGCAUGUGA